Podarcis lilfordi (Lilford's wall lizard) is the source of this 38361-nucleotide messenger RNA. NCBI's taxonomy places the organism in Eukaryota, Metazoa, Chordata, Lepidosauria, Squamata, Lacertidae. The record is from the annotation of a GenBank genome assembly.
GCCUCCCGCGCGAACGCCGCGCGGCGUUUGGGGCGCGAGCAGCGGUUGACGCGUCCGGACGGAGUGCGCCGCGCGCGGGGGCGCCAGAUGAAGGGGGCGGGGUCAACAAGAGGAGCGCGCCCCUUGCCCGGUUUUGUCUAACAGGUAGCGAGAGAGCCGGAGGGGAGGGGGGAGCGUCGCGGCGCCGUUGCCAAGGAGACGCCGCGAGGGGCCAGGGAGGGACGUUCAUUGUGCCAAGCGGGUGGGGGAGUUAACAAGCGCUCAGGGCGUCCUGAGGAGAAUAAUCAGAGGGGGUCUUGAGAGAGACGCGGACAUUAACUCCCCACCCCCACCCCGGCAAUAAUUAGUUAUUUUUUUGCUGUGGGGGCGGGCAUGACAGCUGCCUGGCUGUCACACCCCCCUUCCUCACUAGGUGAACCCGCCCGUCACGCGCCCCACGCCGCGCGGCCGUUGAGGUGAAGCAGGAGGCGGGGGAUUGUUGCCUCCGAGGCGUCGUCGCUUACGCUGGCCGCUCAUUGGUCCGCCGGGAUUGAGAGGGAAAAGGAGGCGAAGGAGCGGGCGAGGCUGAGGAAGCUGAGUGGAGGAGCGACCGAGUGAGAGAGAGAGAGUGGGGGGAAAGGCAGGAAUAUUAGCUUAGUUUAGCUGCCGUCAUGAGCUCUAGGAAAUACCCCGGGCCCGGGCGCAGGAGGAGAAGAGAAAUUCUUUCCAAGGUACAGAGAGCGUACAUGGUACAUGGGCGUAGCCGGGGGGGAGGAGAGAGAAAGGCAGCUGCUUCCCCCCCCCCCCCAAAAUAACAUUUUUUUAAAAAAGUAGAAAUUGUAGAAAGAUUUUGAUAGAUUUUUCUCAGCGCUUUGGGACGUGGGGGUCAAAAGAAAGUAAUUUAAAAACCGAGCUCCGUCGGUUAGAGAGCAUGGCGCUGGAUCAUGCCAAAGUUUCAUGGGUUCGAUCCCUGUAUGGGACUGGGCAGCCGCCUAUUCCUGCAUUGCAGGUGGGUGGACCCUCAGAGGGACCCUUCCAACUCUGCAACUCCCAUAAUCAUACCAUACAUUUCAUUAUGGAAUCUGCUAGGCAGAGCCGAACGGAUGAUGAGGGCAAGUGGGUUGUCCUGCCCCAACGCCAACAUAAAUCAUGGCUACGCCCAUGGCCACCAAGGAAAUAGGAAGACACCCCAGUUGCAUGCCAGGCAGGCUGCAGAGAAAUGAGGUUUUAUGUAGGUGCGCUCACGGCGGCUAAGUCUGAGCAGUUGUAUUUGCUUGAAGGAGGUGGUGGUGUCUUUUACUUGUAAGCAUGGGUAGCUGCAAUCCUGAAAAACCCACACUGUGGAAUAGAUGGGUUUUCAGCUGUCCACUGCACCCCCGCAAAAAAGGUUGCAGAGUAGAAUGAAAGAAAAUCCACAAGCCCAGUAUGUCCCUAGUAUUAUCUAUGGGAAAUACAUCAGCCAUUUCCUCUCCUUCCCUUAGGGUUAUUUCUAAAGUUAUAUUUUAAAUAUAUAAAAUAAAAGUUUAAGAAGUUUCUGGUGUAGCAGCUACCCCUGAGUGUGCCUAGCCGUUAAGUCCUCAACCAAAACAAACUCUACUGUCAUGGCGACCGAUUGCCUUACAUGGUGUCAAGUAGGCAUGGCUUGACCCCUCCAGGUGCCUUUUUGCUUUUGCACAGAAUUAAUCCAGAGUCAGUUUCAUUCAGCAAACCUACUAAGCACGUAACUUUGAUCGCAAAUACAAGGGGGAGAAUUCCAGUUUAUUUUAGAAAGCAGAUGCUUCCUUCUCUUAACACUAAAUCAUCUAGCUCAGUAAACAUAUAAUCAUGGAGAGCAUAUAUAAGUGAUAGAUGUUUAUCUGGUAUUUUUAAAAUAUUCCUUUAAACACAAAAUUUACUGAAAUUCUAGCAUUGCUUUUUCAAAGUCAUUAUCAGACUUUUAUGUUUUACUAGAAAAAUCAGUGUGAAUAAGCUUUGAGUUCUGUGAUUUUGUUUUAAAGGUGUGUGUUAAUAUAAAAAGGGGAGUGUAUGAGAUUGGGAUUCAGCACUAUUUGCUGAGGCUUUCCGGAGUAUGAUUGCCUGCGUUUGUGUGUCAUAAUAUCCUCCACGUGACAGCCCUUUAGAUUUGGUAGUCAUCUUCAAACAUCUAAAGGGCUAUCAGAGGAUGGAUCAAGCUUGUUUUCUCCUGCUCUGGAGGCUAGGACCUGAACCAAUGAAUUCAGGUUACAAGAAGAGAUUCCAACUAAACACCAGGAAGAACUUCAAUGCAGUAAGAGAUCUUCAACAGUGGAAUGGACUCCCUUAGGAGGUUGUGAACUCUCCUUCAUUGGAGGUUUUUAAGGAGAGGUUGGAUGACCAUCAGUCAUGUAUGAUCUAGUUGAGAUUCCAGCAUUGCAGGGGGUUAGACUAGAUGGGGACCCUUUCAGCUCUACCUAUGAUUUUAUAUAGGAUUCUAUAUAAGGCUUCCCUGCUACUGAAAAUGUUGGUGCUUGCUAUUAUUGUAGUACAAAUAGAUUAAAAAUAAAAACCUUGUGAACAUUGGCAUGGCGGGGGGGGCGCUGCUGCCUCCCAAUCAAGUAAAUAAAUAAAAUUACUUAACUAAAAAUAAAAUUGUAGAAGGAUUUUGACAGAUUUUCUGAGCAUUUGUGGUCAAAAGAAAGUAAUUUAAAACAACAGCUGUUGAGACAUUUUAUUCUGAAUCUGUUAGACAGAGUCAUAUGGAGAAUAAUGACAGGUGGGUGUCAUAUGGAGAAUAAUGACAGGUGGGUGUCCUGCCUCUAUUAACAUAAAUCUGAGCUACACCCAUGCUUGUGAACUGUUAUAGAAGUAGGACUAAGCUCAACAUUUAAGAUGGCCCUAGUUAUUAAUUCCCAAUGUACACAUUGGGGAGAUUAAUUCAGUGGUACUUACUUCCCAGUAAACAUAGGAUUUGGUUGCCUAGGCAUUACCCUAACAAGGGAUGUGGGUGGUGCUGUGGUAUAAACCACUGAGCCUCUGGGGCUUGCUGAUCAGAAGGUCGGCGGUUUGAAUCCCCGCAACGGGGUGAGCUCCCGUUGCUCCACUAAUGCAAGCAGAAGCAGUAUAGUCAUGCUGACCAUGUGACCGGAAAGCUGUCUGUGGACAAACGCCAGCUCCCUCUGCCUUUGAGUGAGAUGAGCACCACAACCCCAUUGUCGCCUUUGACUGGACUUAACCAUCCAGGGGUCCUUUACAUUUACCUUUUACCUAACAAGUCUUUUUAAAAAAUGUAAUCUGCUAUUAAUAAAUAAUAAGUCACUUUCCAGACAAUUUACAAUAUUUUUAUCCACGUUUAUCCAAGCUUUUCAAAAGCUAUAGAAUACUUUUUCUGUUGUAUAAUGCAGUCAUAAGCACAUGUACUAGGGACUUAUGCCCCAUCAAGGAAGAGAUCAGUAAUCUCAGAUCUUAACAUGAUAUAUUGUGGUAAUUCAUCUAAUUAAUGUCUAAUUAAUGUUACUUAUCAUUUAUCAUAAAACAGAUCUUUAUAGAUUGAAGUAUUUUAUGUAUUAUGAAUAAUGUCAUCUUUAGGCACAGAGGAAAUAAAAGCAGAUAUAAUGGCAAAACUACUAUGGACACUUACAUGGGAGUAUCACAGAUUCAUAGGGCUGGAGGAGGCUUUAUAGGCUAUCUAGUCUAUCCCCCUGCUUGAUGCAGGAAAUCCAGAGCUGCUUCAUCCUGGAAAUAUGGUUGUCCAGCCUCUGCUUGAAGACCUCCAGCAAGAAGCAGCCAACCACCCCUGUAGGUAAUUGGUUGCAUUGUUUAACUGCCAUUACCAUCACAAAUUUUCUCCUAGAAAUCUUGUCUCAAGUCUCAUAUACGGUAAGCAACAUGCAUAUGCCUAAUUAAUGAAGAAAGGGGUUAACACCAUAGCACAUGCAUCCGCAAACUCGGUCCUUCAGCUGUUUUGGGACUACAGUUCCCAUCAUCCCUGACCACUGGUCCUGUUAGCUAGGGAUGGUGUAUGGAAAAUUCUGGUUGAUGUAUGGAAAAGCACAUGUACCUAACCUUUGAAGAGUUUGUAAGUAAACCAGUUUUUAACUUACCAAAUGUGUGGUGUUUUCCUUUGCUGGGAGAAGAGGGAAAUAUUGAAAUUCACUUGGAAGGACAUAUUUUAAGGGUAUGACAGCCUAUAUAGUUCCAUGCUUCACUUUGCUUCAUAUUUUGUGGCUUUAAAUCUCCUUGCCUUGUCUCACAAAGAGUAGUUGCUCCAAACUUGGAUCUUGGCAUCCAGGAUUUGCACCAACAAAUUUAACUUAAGCCUUUUAGAUCUAGUCCUAAUCUCUGGGACAAAAGAAAACAGGGUGCUCCAGACUUGGGUGAUUUAUUAGCACCCAAUUAUUGCUAUACUGCUGUAGCUUGUAAAUGGAAUAGCAACUCUGUUUCCAGACUUCAGGAAUCAAAAUAACAUUCUGUAGCCAGGUGGCCAGUCCCCUUUCACCCAGUCCCAGAUGUUAGGGGUGGGGAUAUUAUAUUGGACCAUAUGAGUGGAAAGUUUUAAAUAAUUCCUCUCCCUCGUUUUGCUCCUAAUUAUUAUUGCCUUGCCCCAAUUUGGGGUGGGGGGGGGGGAAGGAUAAGAUAUAGUAAAUGCAACACUAUGUGGAAAGGAAGGGUUAAAGUAGACUCUCAGGGAGGACAGAUGGACCAUAGAGAAGGAAAUGCCUAGAGCAAUCUAUCUAGGUUAUAACUGAGCCUGCAAACCACUGUACAAUCGUCCAUCUAAACCUGAGGAAAUUAUACAGCUGUCCCUUUGUGUUUUUUAAAAAAGUUGGAUUUUCUGAGCUUUGAAGAAAAUGAGAGCUGAUCAGGGAGCAGAAUGCUUUGUUCACAACAUUAUACAGAUGCCCUGUAAAAAGUGAGUGAAUGAAGUGUGGUUAUUCCACAAUAAAUAUCCAGAGUGGAAGCAGCCCUGGCCUUUUCCUUAUUUUUUCUUUUGGUAACAUAGUUUUUAUUCAUUUUCAUCUUUAAACUUUAAUAUGGUUGCAUUGAGAUAUAUGUUUAUUUACAUAAGAGCAUAUUAUAUGCAUCAAUUACAUAAAAAAACUCAGAUAAAAGUUUCUGAAUGUAUUAAAGUUGUGUCAAGGUGUAUAUACCAAAAUUAUUACAAAUAUUACAUAUAUGAACUGAUGUAAAGUAUAAGUAAAAUAUAUUUUGUAUCAGUAACAAUUAGGAUUUGUAGUAAUCUAUAGGAAGGAGGGACGCGGGUGGCGCUGUGGGUUAAACCACAGAGCCUAGGGCUUACCGACCAGAAGGUCGGCAGUUCGAAUCCCCCAGACGACAGAGUGAGCUCCUGUUGCUUGGUCCCUGCUCCUGCCCACCUAGCAGUUCGAAAGCACAUCAAAGUGCAAGUAGAUAAAUAGGUACUGCUCCGGCGGGAAGGUAAACGGCGUUUCCUUGCGCUGCUCUGGUUUGCCAGAAGCGGCUUAGUCAUGCUGGCCACAUGACCCAGAAGCUGUACGCCGGCUCCCUUGGCCUAUAGAGCGAGAUGAGCGCCGCAACCCCAGAGUCGUCCGCGACUGGACCUAAUGGUCAGGGGUCCCUUUACCUUUAUAGGAAGGAGGGGAAGAAAAUAAAAUAAAAUAUGUAUUUCAUGCACACCACACUGUGCUCUAAACUAUGGAUACUGCUCUACCAUAUGCUUCAUUAUUUGUAUAAUUUGUAUAAACAUCACACCAGACUGCAUAAAAUUGUCUUGUUUCUUUGGCCUCUUUGUACUUUUAAUUUUUGUGUCAGUUUUUCCAGUAAUGCUAUUUGCCAAAUUGCAUUAUACCAUUGGUCCAUAGUUAAUAAUUGCAGUGAUUUCCAUAUCUUGGCAAUAGCUGUUCUUGCAGCAAUUAAUAGUUGUGUUGUGAGUUCUUUGUUUGUAAUUUGCAAUAUAUUGUGACAAGUUAAUUGUGGUGUCCUGGAGACUGUCUGCCUUGCAAUCAGAGAUAUUUCUGUAAAUGCAUUCUUUCUAUAACUUCUAUUUUUGGACACUCCCACCACAUGUGCUGAUAUGUCCCUAUAGUGGGACAUCCUCUCCAACAUAUGGGAGAACCAUUCGGUUUUAUAUAGGCUAGGCAUCAAGGUAUUAAGUACCAGUUGUACACCAUUUUAAGGGCUGUUUCUCUGGAUGUUGCUGAUAUGCAUUUUAAUGGCACUUUUGUCCACAAUCUGUACCUUGCGUCUUCUUCAAUUUCUAAACCCAAAUUUAGUUCCCACCACCUCAAAUUUUGCUGAGGAAAAAGUUGAACCUCUAUAAUAGAUAGAUUUCUACAAAGAUAUGAACCAUUUUGUGAAUAUAUUUUCUUUCACUGUUAUUUUUCCAUAUUUCGUCACCUGUCUUAUGACUUCGUCUUUAACCUAUAAAUUUGUUGAUGAACCAUAAAUGAGCACACUUUGACUGUGGUUUCCCAGCCAGCCCUGAUCCCAUCCAAUUAUAUUGCCAUCUAAGCCUGUUGAACGUAGUGGACUUUACUUUCAGUUAAAUAUAUACUGGUUUGGGCUUCAGCUAUAUUUACAAUAUAAUACCUUAUGACAAUAACAUUCAAAACUUGCAUUUUUUCAGCCGAAUGCAGAAAUAGACUAUCACAAAACAGGACUGUUCUUUAAACAGUUUUUGCUUCUUUCCCCCCAGAGGUUGACAACAAGAGAAGAGCUUGUGUUAGGUUGUCCAUUUUCUGAAAGUGAGAGAGCUUCAAAAUCAGAAGACAGCAUUAGGAAAGACAAAAUCAUCCAACAACUGCAAUCAGAGGUUCUGUCAUAUUUUUCUGAAAUUUUGGCUAUUUGUAACAACUAAACUAGACCAUAAACAUAACAUUUUGCUGUGAAAAAUGGAUUUGUCCUCUUAUUAGAAAUGUUGGGACAAAAUAAUGGCAUGGGAUCAAUGGUUACAUUAUAAUGACUAUAUAAUAGUAGUUAAUCAACCUGUUGUGGCAUUUUACCAUGACAAUAUCCGUGUGUACUAAUGGGCCUUCCCAAUGCAAAACCCUAUAGGUUUAGCUCAUUUGUUUACUGGAGGUAUAUGGAGAGUAAUUACAGUACUUAGCUGCAUCAGAACUACUUGGCUUUUAUCAGUCUUGAUUCAGACCUGACAAAACUAGGUUGAUGGAUUCUUUAGAAAUGGAUGAAUAUUGUGUUUGCCAGAUUUGAUAUCAUUUCAUUGAUCAGAAGAGCAUAUGCUGAUCACAAGACUAUUCAUUAGCUGCAAAGGGCAAACACAAUCCAUAUUCCUUUUAUAUAACAUAUGACAAAUAUUUAUUGAAUACAUAAAUUGUUCGGACUGUGGCAGGAAUCCACCCAGCACUUAUGGGAAAAUGUGGCAUGAUCUCUUAGAGUUAUCAAAUGAAACUUUAACACAUGGCAUGAUAAAAGUCUGUAAUUUUAUCAGGACAAGUUACUUGUAGUUUACUGUUGUAGCAACUGUUUUCUCAAAAUUUAUCUUCUGUACUAUGAAAAUAAAUAAAAACAGUAUUUAAAAAAAGACUGCUCAUUUGCUUAAAGGCUACAAUAUUAGCAGCGGCAGUAGGCAGAAGAUUAUUGAAUUAAAGUGUAUUUUAUAGGGCUGGUUUGCAUGACAUGCUAAGCCAAACUUGAUUUUAGUGAGACAUGUGAGCAUGCUGGUUUUGGGGUGGGGGCUUGCAGCUGCUUUGUUCCCCCCUGAUCUUUUUUGCUGCCAUGCUGCACUUAAGUAAGCCAUAAUUUGACUUACCAUGUCCAAACCAGGGCUCAUAGUUAAGCUUUCUCUUCACUAGCCAUGAACUGUAACCAAAGUUUAUUCUUGUUUACAGCUUGUUGUUAGCAAGGAGAGUGUUUAACCAUGAGCCCUGGUUCAGACAAAAGCAAACCUUGGUUAAGCUUGAUACAACAAUGAAAAGAUCAGGAAAGAGCAAAACAGCUGUGAGCUCCUCUCUAGGAGCUUGCAUACUAGCACAGUCUCACGAGGAUUAGUAUGUCAUGCAAGACAGUAUUAUAACCUUGCUAGUAUUACCGGACAGAUUUUAUUCUAGUAUGCCCCCACCAUGUGAAAGCCAUAGAUCCUGGAUUUUAUUUCAUGCUUCAGGCUCUAUUGUAUGUUUUACAUGGAACAUUGUUAUCAUUCAAGAUCCUUAGAAACAAAGUUGCUGCAUAAUUAGGCACGUUCCAUGAGCUGCAUUAUAUGUUCUAGCUUUCUAACCUUAGAAUUAAGACACUGAAUUUGACAUACAUUCAUCAUAGGCAGAUUUUAAAAGCUUCAUUGUCAUUCAGGUUCCAGGUGAAAAACAACAAUUUCCAUACAGCUGGAGGCCCUACUGGGCAUGAUGAGGGCAGGUUGCAACAUGAGUUCCCCUUGCCCCCAUGAGCUUGCCUGUAGUCUUGGAGCCCUUCUGGAAGAUGAGGCAAAGUGAUUUGGUGGGAAGAACAUGGGAGCUGGGUUUGACUUUCACUUCUGGACUAAUUAUUUUGCAAUUUAAAUAACACAUCAUUCCUCUGCUUUAUAUUAAAUCAGUGGUGUGACCCAGCUUUUAUAGGCUGGUCACUUCGGCCUUAAAAGUUCUCAUUAUCUAACCAUUAUCAGAUUUUCUAAACAAUUCAGCAUAUCACUUUUGAAGCACGCCUGAAGUGUUGGUGCUUGUAUGGUUUUUCUGUCUCUCUUAGUCUAGCUUACCACUGGGCUGCUUCACACAUGACAGUUUUCUUUUACUGAUGUAAAAAAACGCUUCUUUAUAUACUGUUCCUAUUGAAACUUGGUUCAUUGAGGCACCAUCCAAAGGAUUUUGACAGCUGAUGAAUUUAUAAGGAGUCACAGAGUUAGAGAUAAUCUAAGAUGUUUGGGGCCUGAGCUCUCCAGGACUAAAGCUGGAGUGCCACUUAGUAUGUGUGAAAUGUAUUCCUUUAGUCAUGCGUAAGUUCAGCCAGCCAUUUCCAUGUAGGAACAAGCAGUUUCAAUGUACCUUAACCAUGGUCAGCUGCUCAGGAGCCCUUUACACUUAGUAUGUGAUAUGAACUAAUGUUUUGCUGCCAAGACUUAAGAUGUAGGAGAAGUGAAACCAUUUUGUUCUUUUUGACUUACAAGGUUGAAGAACUGCGAACAAAAAAUAUUGAGUUGGAGAAGUAUGUUACAAAAAUACUUGAUAGUAAGAAAGAAGUAACAACUCAAGUGGGUGACUUGGCAAGUAAGAAUGAAUAUCUCUGUAAAGAACUCGCUCAUGUAGACAAGUUAGCAGAACAGCUGGAAAAAGAAAAAGAAUUUGUAUUGGAUAGUGCAGACCAGGAAAUUGCAGAAGCCAAGGUACUUGAAUUAAUAAUAAAAUUUUUAUACAUGCAAUGCUUUUAUAGUUUGUUCUUUUUGAGAAUUAGUUUCACAAUUACAGGAGAAAUUUCCAUUUCUGGAUGCUCAUGUAGUUUUAAGAGUUUGCAUAUGUGAAAUACUGGAAUUGUAACCAAUUGGAAGAGCUGUAGCUCAGUGAAUGAGCAUCUGGUUUGGAUGCAGAAAUUCCCAGAUUCAGUCCCCAGCAUCUCCAAGUAGAACUGGCAAAGACUUCUGUCUGAAAUCAUGUAGAGCUGCUAUCAGUCAGUGCAACAAUACUGAAUUGGAUGGAUCAAAGGUCUAUCUCAGAAUAAGACAGUUUCCUAUGUUCCUCUCAGUGUUCCAAUAAUUUUACAACACACACACACACGCAAACACACACACACAAUGUUGACCAAGUAAAGAGAUACAGGUGUAGGUCAAAAAAUACUGUGGACAUUUAGCCUUGUAAUGGUGUAGAGCAGAGGAGGGUAAACUUGCAGGCGCCGCUAUUGAAACUGUGAUAUCCAUCAGCUGGAGUCUGAUAUAAAGGGCAUACACUUAGACUUAAAGAAUUCUGAGCACAUGAAUUUGUUUUGAGUAAUACUUUUAUAGUAUCAGAACUCAACUCACAGUCCUUCAACAUAAAAAUCCACUCCUGGUUACCCUAAGCUUUCUUCAUUCCAACUGGAUAAUUUAGGAGGGAUUCAUUGUGUUGCUGUUAUUGUUAAACAAUCAGGAGUAAAAAAUCCUUACCAAUCUAUAGCGUGUUCGAAAAGUAACUAUACACCUGUUGGAUAAUGUAACUCAGUAGGUGUCUGGUUACUUUUUGAACACCCUGUGCUUCAAAUCACCCAGAGAUUUAUCAGUAGAUCCUGAUUUACCUUGUGCCCAACUCUGAGCUGCCCUCCCUGCCCCAAAGAGAGGUGCCUCCUCACAUUGCCCCAAAGGAGCCUGGGAAGAGGAUGUCCCCAGCUUUAGUGGCCCAGUGGAGACUGGCCAAAGGUGAACAUGAGGCCAGCACCUUAUCUUGGGUGGCAGCCGCAGGUGCUGGUGGGGCUGCAUGGUAGAAAAGCUCUUCUUCAGCACCGGGCACUCAGCUCCCAGGCAGGCCUUGCACACAGCAAGCACAAGAAAGGCCAGCACAGCACCUGCCUGCCUGGCUUCCCUCACCCACUUACAUGCUUACUCUGAGGCCACCUCAGCUCCUGUCAACCAGCACUCCCUGGCCAGCCCCAGAGGCACCAUUUGCUUGCAGAGUUUGUAGCCAGGGCUGCUACAACAAACAGCUGAGUAAGCCUUUGGGAGGCAGGACACAAGAGGACAUCAGAGGAGGGAGGGAAGGAACGAGGGACGGAGGCCAGUGUUGCCUGCAGCACCCCUGAGUGCCACAGCACACUGGUUGAAAACCACUCUGCUAACUGACUGGCACCUCAGCUCUACUGAGUUUGUCAUUUUCAGCUCAUCUUAAAUGAGUUAUCCAAAUGCAUUAUUAGUCAGUGAAAAAUAUUUGCCAAAUGCUCUAUUUUCAGUUGUCUAACUAAUCGUAUUUUUCUUUCUUUUCAUUUUAGUCUCAGAUUAAAUGCCAACAAAAUACUAUACGGAAAUUGGAACAUAAAAUCAGCACCCUUAGCUCUGUAAGUUACAUAUCUUUAUUUUUGCUGAUGAAACCUCAUAUCAUAUGUACAUUGCAAAAAGCAUUUGCGCAGAUUAGUACAACUGAUACGUCUUUUAUAAGAUAUUUAAAUGCAUAAUUGUAGUGUUAAGAAUACAUAACAUUCAAAAUGCCCCUUAUUCUGCAUUUUAUGUCUUUUCAGUGAGAUUUCUCUUUCUUCAGCAUUAACAGUGGUUUGACCUCCCUGCAUGUCUGUAACACAGAAAGCAAUGGGCACAGUUCUUUCAAAUUCUGCUUGCAUCUCUGUGCACCUGGGAAGACAUUGGGGAUGCAAGCUGAACAUGGUCAUUACUGCACCCUUUCCUAACAACCCUUAGGUGUGUGGAGUUGGUGGGCGGGCUUAAUUAUUGCCUAAAGACGUACUCUCUUCAAGUACAGAAAUUCAAGGCGUAAUCUGUUUAUAAGGACACCUUUUUCCUAGAGGCUCUUUCCUUAGAAAUCUCAUCUACCUGUCAGAAUGGUUUGGGUGUGCCGUUUCACACUUACCUUCUUUUCACUUGCAGAGUGUACUAUGUGCACCUGCACCCAAGCUAGGAAGCUCUGUGUAUUUUUUUUCUGUCUAGCAGAAAGAUUGGCAAAAGAUCCCUAUUUUUCAUCCAUACCCUGCUUUAUAAAGGACAAAGAAGGAAAGAGGAGGCAGGUGGCGAAACCAGUCUUCUUCUCUCACUUAAGUUGUCAGCUAUGACAUUUGUUCAGUGGUGCACGUAGGCAUUCAUAGCCACAUGCAUGCUAGGUUCUCCCACUCUUCCCAGCCUUUAUUGUGAGAUCUACUUCAUACAGCCAACUCUAUUUGUUUUGACAGAAACAGCUUUAAUGAUUUUAUAAUACAGUAAAUUCAGAAAAUCUGAAACAUAAUAAAUCUUGCUUCUGUAGAAAUAUGUCUUAGUUGGAAAAGUAUGUUUAUAGUAAUAAUUGUUUUCACUUUGGCACUUAAAAGCCUUCCUCAAACAUUGAACUAUCACAGGAGAAGCGUCCCUCAAGGCUUGACAAUUCUAUCAAGUCAGCAGAAGAAGACAGAUAUCAGCUGAAGAAAAUGCUUCGAAAUACAUCAAGUCCUAGGCGCAGCUCCUCUCAUUCUGUUUCAAAGGAGCUUUCCCCCAUCCGGGUAUAUUUUUCAACUUUCAUAAAGUAUAGAUUUGUGCAUUUUUUCAGCUGAUUUUGAUUACUUGGAACUAUUAAUAUGCUAGCGAGGGACUGAAGUAAAUUAAUCAGACUACCUAAAUCCUGUUGAAGUCAGUAAGAUUUAAGCAGCUUUACAAUGCAGUUCUGUGCAUUUCUACUCAGAAGCAGGCCCAAUGAGUUCAAUGGAACUUGCCUCCUGAUAAGUUAGAAUUUCAGCCUAAUACAUACAAAAUACAGGUUGCAUUUUCUGGUAUGCAUGCAAUCUGGUUGCUGCAUACUGCUGUUUGGAUUGCAAGGACUAAUUGAUGAUGGAUUGGUAGAUGGAUAGUUCUGUCAUUGGGAAGAUGUUGUACUACAUUAUUUUUUGUCGUUUCUAAUUUUGUGAUAUGUACCUACGUUUAUACUAUUUUUCAAGGUAUCUGUCAACUUAAAUCUUUAUUUAGACUCAUUACAAUAGAAUUAAUCACAUUCUACAUAAGGUAAAGGUAAAGGUACCCCUGCCCGUACGGGCCAGUCGUGUCCGACCCUAGGGUUGUGCGCCCAUCUCGCUUAAGAGGCCGGGGGCCAGCACUGUCCGAAGACACUUCCGGGUCACGUGGCCAGCGUGACAAGCUGCAUCUGGCGAGCCAGUGCAGCACACGGAAACGCCGUUUACCUUCCCGCCAGAGUGGUCCCUAUUUAUCUACUUGCACCCAGGGGUGCUUUCGAACUGCUAGGUUGGCAGGCGCUGGGACCGAGCAACGGGAGCACACCCCGCCGCGGGGAUUCAAACCGCUGACCUGACGAACGGCAAGUCCUAGGCGCUGAGGUUUUACCCACAGCGCCACCUGCGUCCCUUACACAUUCUACAUAGUAUCUAACAAAAAGCAUUUCAGAAUAGUUAAUUGUGCACAGAUUAAUAUGAACUGAACAGGCAGAAUGAUAUCCAAUGGUUAGUCAUAGAGUAGAUUAAUUGAAUUCAAUAGACUUAAAGUCAUUGAUUAAGACUUAGUUGGAUAUCACCCACCAUCUUCCUGAAUAAUUUAAAACUGGAUGAUCCAAUCAAAUUCUAAAGUUUGUGAUUUAUGGAUGUUAUUGAUUGAUUGAUUGAUUGAUUGAUAAAUCAAAAGCAGUAGAAAAGGAAAUCAACUUCUCUUCAUUAACUGUUUAGGGAUGUAAAUCUGAUCCAGAAUUUCAGCAAAUGUUGAGAGACCGUGAUGAAUAUAAGACAAUGCUGGAAAGAUAUGAACGUCACAUGGCAGAAGUUCAAGGCAACAUCAAGGUUCUCACAGCAGAAAGAGACAAAGUUAUUCAACUUUAUGAUCAGGUAAUCUUUACAGGCAUAUGGAAUAUUCUGGUAAGAACAAUUUCUGACAAAAUAUAAAAUCUUAAAGUGUUUGGGAGCUGUUUACCUUAAGAUUGUCUUAGGAGGCAUUGUUGAAGGUUUGUUGUCCUCAGGAUUUAUGAUGUAAAGGGACCCCUGACCAUUAGGUCCAGUCGUGGCUGACUCUGAGGUUACGGCACUCAUCUCACUUUAUUGGCCAAGGGAGCCGACGUAUAGCUUCCAGGUCAUGUGGCCAGCAUGACUAAGCUGCUCCCGGCAAACCAGAGCAGCGCACGGAAACGCCGUUUACCUUCCCGCCGGAGCGGUACCUAUUUAUCUACUUGCACUUUGACGUGCUUUCGAACUGCUAGGUUGGCAGGAGCAGAGACCGAGCAACGGGAGCUCACCCCGUUGCGGGGAUUCAAACCGGCAACCUUCUGAUCGGUAAGUCCUAGGCUCAGUGGUUUAACCCACAGCGCCACCCGUGUCCCGAUUUAUGAUGUGCAAGUACUUAAAAUGUGGGCUCCUACUUUUGGCACAUAAACUCUGGAAUUUCUCUUUCUGGACGGAUAUAGGACUGCCUUAUUGUAGACUUAAACAGUUUGUUAAAAUAUUUUUGUUUUUCUAGGCUUCCUGCACUUAGGUUUCAAUUUAUUUUCUGUUUUGUUUGUAUAGCCUGAUUUUAUAUGCAGAGAGAUUUAUGAUUUGGAUUUUUAAAAUAUUUCCCUCUUUUCUUUUUUGUACUAUUACAAUUUAUUAUUGUAUCCUGCUUGUACAUUUACAUUGGGAAGAAAAGUUUUGAAAUUUUGAAGAGAGUGAAUGAAUGAAUGAAUGAAUGAUGUUAUCUCUUCUUUUGGGAUCCAUCAUGGAAAGUAAUGUGAGCAGCAGCUAGUGGGAAGGGUUGGUGCCACAGACCUGACCUAGUAGCACUGCUGCUGCCAUGUAGCAGGAUGAGGUGGAGGAGGGUGGUAGUGACGACAGGGUGGUUCAAAUAUAGUGUCAGGUAUGCUGGAUUGGCGCUGCUGGUGUGCCUAAACCACCAUAACUGAAUUGAUACUUUGCCUUACCUCUUCACCAUCCUGAUACACAGCAGUAAUCCUGCUGCCAGGAUAGUUCCACGGUGACACUCUUCCCUGCCAGCUGCUCCUAUACAAACUAUUAAGAACAUAGAAAGAACACUGAUGAAUUAGAUCAAGGAUUGAUUUAUUCCAGGAUCACGUUUCCACAGUGCCAGCCUGAUGCCUCUGGAUAGCUCCCAACCUAAGCAGGUUUUAAUAACAACAGGCCGUCUCUGUUGCUUGGGCUAUUUGUGGAUGUGACAUUAUGGGUUGUAUUCACUUUGUAUAUAUCUGCUGAAGUAAGUUGGGUCCGGUUUUGUCUUUGGUAGGCUAGUUACAAUUUAAGUUGUCUUGAAUUGGACAAAUCUGCAUCUGAGUUUUAAUUUUGAAUGAUAGGCCCAGGAAGAAAUAAGUCAACUGCGAAAAGAAGCUAUGAAAGUCCCGAAAGCAUCCAAAACUGCGAUGACUGCACAGGCUGUUUUGAGGCGUGUGGAAACAGAAAGGGAUGCAGCUAUUUCUGAUUUCCGAAGGAUGUCCACUGAACGAGAUAGCUUGAGAGAGAGGUUAAAGGUUUGACUUUUUAUCCAAAUUCGUUUGUGCCACAUCUGUUCAACAUAAGAAAUUGCCAAGACCGUUGUGUAGUAUCUAAUCUAAUCUAAUAGAUUAAAUGUUAUUAUACUAAGUGUAUUUGAUUUAUGUUUUUGUUUGAUAUAGAUUGCUCAAGAGACUGCAUUUAAUGAAAAAGCUCACCUGGAACAGAGAGUUGAGGAACUGGAGUUAAAUGUUCAGAGUGUAAGGGAAAAUGUUUCCUUAUUUUAAAGAUAUGGUAGAUAUAACAUUAAACAAGUGGUUAGAAGCCUGUAAGGACAGAGACAUUGAAAAGAUACAUUGAAUGAUUUUUUUGUAUAAAUAUACAACUCUUACUACAUUAUUCAAGAAACAUGCAAUUAUUUGUAUGCAUUUCUUAUUUUUCUAUUUAGUAAUCUAUACAGAGCUUUAUUUGUUUGUUUGUUUGUUUAUAUCUUGCCUUUCUCCCAGUGCAGGAGUCAGAUCCAAGGUGGCUCACAACAUGCAUUAAAUACAGAUACAGCUAAAAAGCACACCAAACAGUUAUAAGUAUAAAUAAAUAAAUAAAUAAGUUACCAUAUUAAAAACGCCAUUGAAUUGAAACAGCUUAACCAUUUAAAAACCCAACAACAAGAGGAGGAGAAAAUAUGCAUUUCAUACCAUUAAAUGACCCUGCCACAAUAGUUGCCAAAGGCCUAUCUAAACAAAAAAAGCCUGCCUGCCAGCGAAAGGAGAGAGAGGACAAAACUAACCUCCCAUGGACUAGAGUUCCACAAUAUGAGAGCAGCCACCAAAAAGGCCCUCUCCCAUGUCCCCACCAAAUGUGCCUGUGAGGGUGGCAAACGGAGAGAAAGGUGUCCCCUGAAGAUUUCAAAACCUAGUCAGGCUUAUCUAGGGAAAUAGCCUGGACCCAAGGUGUAUAGGGCUUUAUAGCUCAUGACCAACAUUUCAGUUGUGCCCAGAAACAGGCCAGUAGCCAGUGGGCUUAUUGUAACAAAGAGUUUUGAUUCUCACUGUAACCUGUAACCUUUAUUAAAGGGAAAUAUAUUCUUAAGGAAUUAGUCCUAGAAACUGUAGUAUAUAAGAUACAGUCUUACUGGAAAAGAAAAUAGGAGACUGAUUUGCUCUCCAUUCAGGGUUAUCUCCAGGGUUUUGUGCGCUUUGGCAACAGAGCAUCAAUACUCCCAAUUUGUCCAUUAAAGAACUGCCUAAUUUUCAGCUAAUCAGGUCCUUGCUCUGCUAUGCAUCGUGUUACAUUGGGCUGUCUUGAUUAAGAUAAUGCAAUCAGUUGAGGUGGACAAGGUGCUGGUGGCAAUGCAUCUGACCACAUGCGCCUUGGACCCCUGUCCCUCCUGGCUUAUUAAAUCUAGCAGACUGGUUGGGUCCCUAGUGUGGUUAAUUCUUUGCUGCAUUGGAGGGGGGCUCUGCUGCAUCAUCCAAGUCUUUUGUCUGGCUUGGCAGUCGAUAGCAGACCCCCACAGUAAGGUCACUGUUUUUUCUUUCUGUUACAAUCUUUACCCAUAUACUCUCAGUCUGCUUUCCAUGUUCCAAGUCAUGGAUUUCUUCACAGGUAUACACAUCCUUUACAUAUAAUGCUACUCUUCCUCCCUUCCUGCUUGGUCUAUUCCUUUAAAACAGGUUAUACCCCUUAGUUUCUACAUUCCAAGUCAUGGUCUCAUCCCACCAGGUUUCAAUAAUGCCUACCAGGUCAUACUUGCAAUCCUGAAUUAAAAGCUCCAAUUCAUCUUGCUUGUCUCCCAUACUCUGUGCAUUUGUGUGAAGACAACUUCUUUGGAGGCUUUUAAGCAGAGGUUGGGUGGUCAUCGGUCAUGGAUGCUUUAGCUGAGAUUCCUGCAUUGCAAGGGGUUGGACUCGAUGACCCUUGGGUUCCUUCCAACUCUAGGAUUCUAUAAUUCUAUAAAAAGUCUGAAAAGGCAACAUAAAUAAUUCCUAGGUAAAAGCAUAUGUUAAUUGAAGUAGUUGGAUGUUAUAUAAAGUAAUAAUUCCUUGUCACUUUAAUGUCUCAGCUUGACAAUGAGCGAUUAGAUCAAACAUCAAAGAUGGCUUUAAUGAAGGAGACAAUCGAGUCUCUAGAAAUGGAGAUGAAAAUAUUGGCAAAAAGAGCAGUAGAUUUUGAAAGUGAGCUAAGCAGGCAAAAAGCAACUAAUGCUUCACUGAGGUAACUGAAAUAUGUGUUGAAUCAAAUAUUUUAUGUUUCAAAGUUUGUGUCUGUUAACUGGCUAUAAUUUUAAGUUUUUGAGAUACGAAGUAGACUUAUUAAUGGGAUAUAAAUAAUAAUGUAGUUUAAAAGGAUGGUGAUAUACUGUAUGUUCUACUUUGGCAAUAGCUUCUCUUUAGUUAAGUUGGCUUAUUUCAUACACUAAUUCUAAAUUACCUGAUACCUGAUUUGCACUGACUUCUGUUUGAAGAGUUCCGUAGCUUGUGCUUAGCUUUUAUUAACUGUUAAUUACGCGUUCACAAAAUUCCCUUGCUCUAUAGUCACUAGCUAUUAAUUAGUUGCCAUUUAUCAUGAGAUCCCUUUUAGUGUUAGUGCAAAGUUUGUGUGAAAAGAUAAAUUUAAAUUGCCCUUUGUUAAUUUUUAGCAUUAUGAAUGAAAAAAUGGAGCAUAACAUUGCAGAGGCCCAACGACAACUCUCAAAGAAAAAAUAUGAAUUACAGCUCAUUCAAGAUAAAAUUACGUGUCUAGAUGAAAAAAAUGGUAAGUUUCAAAUGCCAACCUUUGAGUCAUUUUUAAAAUAUAUUUUAUACAGGAUUAUUUAUUGGAGCAUUGCAAUGUGAUUUUAUGUGGGUCUACCCUUGAGGCUGGUGCAGAAUUAUGCAGCCUGGUUAUCAGGUGUUGGCUAUUGACAAAAUAUAACACCUAUAUUGUGAUAGUUGCAUUUGGCUAGCAGUAUGCUACCAAACUAUCUUCAAGGUCUUACUAUUAAGUAUAUUAAGCCUAAACACCUGCGGCUUAAAAUCUUACCUUACUCCUUAUACCCCUGCCUGACUUUUGCAACCUGCCUCUGAGAAAUGUCUGAUGGUGCCUGAUAGUGUCAGACUAUCCUUAAGAAGAAUUGUGCAUUUGGCACUUGGGUUAUGAAACUCUACCUAGUAAAAUCAAGUUGACAUUGUUUGUAAUUAGCUGAAAGUGCCAAAUUAAGACUUGGUUAUUUCAGCAAGCCUAUUUAUGAAAACAAUUUCCUGUUUUUAUAACCUUGUUGAGUGACUCAUAUUUGUAAUCCGGCAUUUCUGUUUCUUGAAUGUAUUCUGCUUGAUUUCAUUUGUUAUGUCAUUUUAGUUUUAAUUGUGAUUCUGCAGACCACAUUUUUAUGAGUUUUGGGCAUAGAAAUGAAUUAUUAAUAACAAUGACUGGGGCCAGAGACUGGCAAGUCUACAAGUGUCACCCACUAAUCCAUAUGGAUGAUAUUUUACAUCUAUUUUGUGCCAAGUUUCUGCCUAAGUUCUGUGAUUAUUUAGUCAGGAAUAUCUGUUUCUAUGACUUUAGUACCAGUGAAUAUGUAUUUUUUUAUAUAGGAAGUAUCUGAAUAAUAAAUAAUAUUUAAUAUUUAAAUCAGUGAUUUAAAUUUGCUGCUUUGCUCACCGAGGUCAUGAUUGAAAUCUCCUUGAUCCAAGCACUUUAUAUUACUGUAAAAACAGUAACAAAACUGCAUCCCACAAGCCUUAGGCACAGAGAGGUGUACUUUGCAUAGAAAAGGGGUAGCCAAUGAGGUGCCCUCCAUAUCAUUUUGGACUAUGAUUUCCCAUAAGCCAUGGUCACCAUGGCAGUGGUCAGGAAUGAUGGAAAUUUUAGUCUUACAAAAACUGGAACAUACCUCAUUGGCUACCCACAGCCUGUGUCAUUACAAGAAUGUGACGCAAAGUAUAGAGCCCCAAAAUGCUGCUACAGAAAAGUUCAAUUUUCUUGGCUACUUGGGCCAAGUUUGACAAUUAAGGACACAUCCAUGUGAUGGUGUUUGUGCUGUAUUUAUAUAAAGUUAUUUAGAAGCAUUUGAAAAUUAUUGGAAAAUAUGGCAAUAAUAGUGCUACACAUGUAUAGUGGAUUUUAAGUGUUAUAUUCUGUGGCAAGUGGUGAGUAGCUAGACCAGUUUCCCCCAUUGUUCACUUCCUCCCCAGGCCUGGGCAUGAGAGGUGAGGGAGGUUCAGUGCUAUCAUUGUGGAUAGAAUGAGCACGAUAGAUUUUUUAAAAAUCGCACUAUAUCUAACUUAGCAAUGUCAGGUUGUCUUGUGAUUAACUCUUCUUUUUGUGAAUGGUCACUUUUACUAAGGAAAUUGUGACUGUCCAUUGUAUUUCAUUUUCUUCUGACCUCAUUAUUUUCAGUUUCUCCCCGCCUCCCUGCCCCCAAUCAUGUACAUACACCAACAACUCAGGAUAAAAUGAAGUGGACUGCACUCCACAAAAUCUUAUGCUGCAAUAAAUUGUUGGCCUUUAAGAUGUCACAAGACUGUUCAUUGUUUUUUUCUGCAAGACUAUCUUAGCUAAAAGUUUGCAGUUUGGCCAGAAUGUAGGGGGAGUGGAACUUGUACAUGCAUAAUAAAUAUUUGUAUGCUCAUCAGAGUUGUUGCUUGAUCACAGCCUAUUUACCAAAGGUUAUUUUAAAUUGAUAAAAUAAUGAAAUUUUAUUAUAAUAUUUCCAGAAAAGCUUUCAAAACAAAAUCUUGUUCAACAAGAAGAUAUUUGUACACUCAAUGACACAAUAACUGAACUUGAUACAGAAAAGGAUUCUUUACAUGAGCUUCUGGAAGAGAAAGCAGAUAAAGUUGCCUCCCUUGAAGAAAGCUUGGCCCUUAAAGUAAGUUUGAUAUGUAAAUGUUUAGAUAUUUAAGAUUCAUCACAUUUAGAAUUUUUUUGUGCUUGUGCAGGAAGGAGACUUCAUAUUUGGCAUGUAGCUUUUGAAAGUACACAUUACAGGCAUAUUGGACAAAGUAAAUGGUACAAGCAUGAGUUGUGCUAGUGAUGGAAAAUUGACAUUUCUGUGGAUUAUUUUUGAGUAAUUCUGUUUUAAUAUGCAAAUACAUGUAUUAGUAGGGUUAAAACAUUCUGCUUAUUCAAAUUGGUGCUUUUUAAAUUUAGUUUAAACAUACACCUUUCAAUACUACUAAUAGUUUGAUUAUGACUUUUAAGUAUACAGUUUCAAAUAUAGAAUGAGGAACUUUACUACCAUUUAGAAAACUGUUAAAAUGCUAUAAUUUUUUUGCAAAUAACUUUCUACCCUGUACAUGCUGUUUGUAGGUCUUGCAGUCAGAGACUCUGUAACCACUAUGUUGUAUAUGUUGAGAUUCUAAUAGCAACUUUAGGGGGCAUUUUGAUUGAGAAAACCAUGUCACGUGAAAGGGUUAAUCCCACCCCCUUCCAGCACCACAGUUCAGAGAUUUCUGAGACUUUUGCUGCAAAGUUUGCAUGUGCCAUGAUAUUAAAUCUCUACCAUAUUUAUUUUGCUGUUCUGGCAGCCUAACAUUGCAAUCAAAUGCAUGUCUACUUAGAACUAAGCCCCACUGAGCUCAAUGAGACUUAUUCCCAACAAGUGUGUAUAGGAUUGCAGUCAAAAUGUUAAAAACCUGUGGAGUGCAAGCUUAUGUACAAUUACUCAGAAGUAAAUCCUGCUCUGUUCAUAGGAGUUUACUCUCAUAUAAGGAUGGUUAGAAUUACAGCCUUAAUCUUAUAAAAUAUUACCGAACAAAAGAAACUGACAUGAAAAAACAAACUAUUUCCUGUUUUGUUCAUCUCUUUUUUACUAACUGAGGAAAAAUACAUUUUUAUUUAUUUUCAAGGAAAAGACCAUUUCAGAUUUGAAGUGCCUACUUUCUGAUAUGGAGAAAUCAACAAAGUAAGACAUAAACUCUGGAUUUUGUUCUUUCUUUUAAAGUUAUUUUUACUUAACUUGAACUAUUCUGUCAGAAUUAACAUAUAUAAAUUAAUCUAUUCUGUAUUUAUAACUUGUAAUAUUAGACAUAUUCAAUAUUUUAAAAAUGUUUUAUUAAGUAAACAUAAUUAUUGGUAUACUUCUAUCUAAAAACAUUUGAUGAAGGGACAUUUUCAUGCCCUUGUUUUGCAAUAAUAUUUUUAUGUAAAAUGUAUUUUGCAUUUUAUAAUUUACUGCCCAGGCAUUCUACUGAAGCACUCUGUAGGUGUGAACAGGAUAUUACCAAACUACAUCAGCUUUUGGAUGAAUCUAAUAAUGAACUUGCUCAGACUAGCGAAGAGAAAGAAGGAUUAAUUCGGGAGAAUGAUAAUCUACAAAAACAGCUUUAUAGCUUUAAGGAGGAGAAUCAGGUAUAUAUUGGCAGAUUUGAAUACAACUCAUAUUUACCUUUCCACUAUUAACCAGGAACUGUUUUGUAACUAACUAGGGAGGACAGGAGUGCCUGGUGUGCUCUGGUCCAUGGGGGUCACGAAGCGACUAAAAUACUAACCAACAACAGGGAGGAUAUUGUUCCACACUACCCUCAAUCUCUGAGCAGUGCAAGAUUCUAGGGCAGGGGUGUCAAACUCAAAUUCAUCGGGGGCUGCAUCUGGUUGUGCAUCCGUGUGCUGCUCUGGUUUCGCCAGAAGCGGCUUAGUCAUGCUGGCCACAUGACCUGGAAAAACUGUCUGCAGACAAAUGUAGGCUCCCUUGGCCAGUAAAGUGAGAUGAGCGCCGCAACCCCAGAGUUGUUCGUGACUGGACUUAAUGGUCAGGGGUCCUUUACCUUUCUUUUAGUCUUCUUAAUAGCCUAUCACCCCAGGUGAUUUCCUCACAAGGAAGUUAGCCUAGCUUAAUUAGCCCUUAGCAUUUUACUUAAUUUAAGGAUUAGCAGAGACUAGCAGGCAGUUUAAUUUACAGGGUCUGGCUUAAUACACUGUGGCUUAAUACACACAGGUCUUGCACUCAGUUUUAACACUCCAAAACACUGAUUAAAUUCUAACACCUGGACCCUGGAAUUUAGGGUGUCUAGUAUCCACAAACUCAUAACACUAUGUUCUCUGGAGGUGGUUAACAUGUCAUCAUAUGGGUUAUGCUGCUGUCUUGCUGCUGAAGACAGGAAACACAGACUGGUCUUUAUCUGUUGGUCACACCCCCAUCAUCUCAGUCAGUUUCUUGUCUUCUCCAUGGACAUGUGGGGGAGGGCAACCCACCCAUGAGCAAGGUGCUCAGGUGGUAGGUGCCUGCCUCAUAGAGCAGUAGAUCCCAGUGUAGAGUUUUAUUCCCCCCUUGUUGCUGACAUGGACCUUCACUCACCUCUUCUUCCCUGCCAGGGAGGAGGGCAUCAUUUUGUGGUUCCCCUCAGAUGCCAAAAUAUCUUGGGCCAGCCCUGUUGUGCACACAUGUGUGUUGCUUCAGGCUUGUUCUGCUAACUCUAAAUUUUAUUUAGAAUUUUGUUUCAUCUUGAAGGUUCGUAUUUCUCCUUUUAUAUAUAGGAAUGCAUCUUUAAUUGUAACACUUUACGACACCUAAUCCUACUUCUAAAAUGUAGUCAAACCUGAAAAGAGUAUGAAAUGCUUGCCUAAAACAAUGUUUCACAUUUCUUUGACAGAUUCUGCAUCACAAACUCAGUGAAUGUCAGAAUGAACUUGAUAAUCUGAAGGCGAAAACUGAAGAUUGGCAUACAGAUAUUUCCAGACUGAAGAGCAUGCUGAAAUCUAAAGUAAAUGUAUACUUUGAAAAGCUGCAAGUUUUCUAAACCAUGCAAUGUCUAAUGGGGUGCUUCCUGUCAAGGAGAAUAUUCCUAUGUCUACAUUCUAAUGAUUUGAAAGGUUUUACUGAGCCAUCAGAGAGUGCUGUGCAAAAUGCUGCAGGAGAGCUGACAGUUUUGUUGGGUCAUUCACAGUGACCCUUGUAAAGCAUUCUGCAAGAUAUCAAGACCCUUGCAAAGCCCUAUGCAAAAUACUAUGUUGCUGAGCAAUUUGCAAGGGCCCUGCAAAGCACUCCUCCUGAGGCAAAAAAGGGUUGUUUGAUGUCAUUGUGACAUCAGGGUAUUGUUAGGUAGGCUACCCCAACCAGAUGUCAUUUGCCCGCAAGGGGUGGGGGAGAUAACAAAUUUGCCCAUUGGACCAUUCACCACCCCUGCUCUAAAAAAUGAUUCCACUCAGCCAGUACUGGGAAACUACAUUACUUUUAUAGUCUGUGUUCCAUGGAUUGCAAAAGCUUUGCAGCCAUACUAGCUUUUGAUUAAGAUCUCAAAUAGGUCAAAAGUUUGUAGAAGGAAGGAGAAGCUUUCCAUCAGCAUUAAUCUGUACUGACACAUGUGCAAAAGGCAAAAAGAAUUUGAUAAUCCCAGUAGAAGAAGGCAUGCAAGGUCAAUGCACAUCUGAGCUGCCUUAGUGUUAUUUAAGGCCUCAAUUCAAAAUGCAUUGCAUGCUGAAAAAUGCUUGCAUGCAGUUACAAAAUUCAUGAGACUAUUUUUUUGUAUUUUUACUAAACACAAAAGUUUACUGAGGCAUUUCCUCAUCUGCUUUGAUUUUCUUGCAGCAGAUCUUACAGAGGAAGGAGCUGCAGUGGUAUACUUGGAACAACAUCAGAGCCCUUCCCCUUCCCCACUAUACAGCUGGUGCUUGCCCAUCUGUCUUGUUCCCUUCCCCUUCCCAAAUUGGUCAUGGGCAUGUUGUACAAGUUGAGCAGUACCUGUAUGGCAGGUCCAUCUUUCUACAGUGAAGUUCAGAUGUCCACUAGUCCUGCAAACCCACCAUACAACUGGACUGAAGUGAAUAUAGUUUACUAAGGGCCAGUUCACUUUUUUUUCAUCCAUUUAUAUUGUAAAGUGUAGCAGUAGAGAGCCAUGUGCUCUCUUUCCAAUUGUCUAACAAUAUGGGGUGUACGCAACCAGUUCCCAUGACCUUUCACUCAAAAAAGUUGUGGAAGGAUUGCAGCAUUCAGGUGAUUAUAUAUACAAAUGAUAGAAUAUAUGCACUGUAACACAGGUUGUGUUUUCUAUGCUCUAGGACAGGGGUAGCCAAUGUGGUGCCCUCCAGAUGUUUUUGACUAGAAUUCCCAUGAUCACUGGGUGUUACCUAUGCUGCUGGGAGUUGUAAUCGAAAACAUCUGUUGGACACCACUAUGGCUCCUGCUCUGUGGUUAUGCAAGCUAAUUUUCUGUCCCACUAUGCAUGGCAUAUGUAAACUGGCCUCAAAUUUCAAAAAUGAAACCAAAUUUUGAAUUUCAGGAAAAGGAGAAUCAAGAUCUUUUGGAUAACUACCAUAGGGCCAAUGAGCAAGCAGAAAAGUGGGAAUCCAAGUUCCAACAAAUGGAAGCAAAUUGUAGCUCUGUCCAACUGGAGCUCCUCAGUGCAGAAUCUGAGAGCCGCAGACUAAAAGAACGAACAGAGGCUCUUGAAACAGAGAUUGGGCACGUAAGUUGGAAAAGCCUCAGCAAUCCAUUUUUACAAUUUCAUUUUCAUUUAAUAGCUGGGCAGUAGAGCUUUUUCAUUUCCAUUCAGCACUUUCGCCCUUGUUCUUCAUCUCCAUUGGGAGUGUUAAGGGAUAAAGUUUAUUGUGAGACAUAUGUCUCAGUUAUGUGGGCUACAACAGGUACUUUCAGAAAGCACAUUUGUUGUAAAGGGAAGAGGUCUUCCACUCACCAUCAUUCACUGACCCUAUUUGCACACCAUGCUAAACCAAAUCAUGGCUUAGUGUGGCCAAGCAAAUGUGGGUUCCCAGAGAGAUCACAGCCACUUUGCUUCUCCUCCAGUUCUGCUUCCACCAUAUUGCUUUAAGCUAAACCACAGAUCACCAGUGGAUGGCAAUAGCUACCACUGACCUUCCUUAGAUUGUUGCACAUUCUGACCUUUUUGAGACUGUUUGGGAUAAGUAUGUGGUGUGAGCCUUUGUUUUUCUGUAAAUGUAUGAAUUCUACACUUUUACCAAGCUGAGAGUUCAGUAUUCUAAGUACCAAUAUUCCAGGUACCAUUAUGUAUCUUAAGAUGGUUCCUGUACACAAUGUGGUUGGUAAGAAAUAAUAUGUAUGUUUUUGUUUUCUAAAGUUAAUAAUUCUAUCUUCUCCCCACCCCCAGCUCUGAAAUCUGAUUUUGCAGCCAAAAAUCAAAAUUUUGAAGAUUAGACACUUUUAUUUUAAUUCAGUUAUUUUAAUCCAAUUAUUUUAAUAAUUGAUAUAAAUGAAAUGUAGCUGCAUCUAGUGUUUCCUGGUUUGUUCACAAGAUAUUUAUUUUACAUUCUGCUUACAGUUAACAAUUUUAUUUUAAAUUCACUUCAGAAACUCUUAGAGGUUAUGUAUUCAAAAAAGAUAAAGUAUCAUUAUUUAACUAAAACUGUAAUUGAUCUUCCCUAAAGUUAUUAGGCAUUGUUCUGGUACAUUUCUAUCAAAAUGUUAAUUGUCUUCAUCAACACAUGUUUUCACAGCAAUUAGCAGCAGAAAAAGCCCACAAGUCACAGAUUUCUACAUUAGGUAAGUCUCUUUUGAAAAUGGAGGAGGAACUCCAUGACGUGCAACUGGAGAAAGUUUCUGUACUGUCAGAGUUGGCAUCUACUCGGGAACUCUGCAUAAAAUUGGACACUAGCAAAGAGUUAUUAGCCCGGCAACUAAGCAACACAACACAGGAAGUAGAACGGGUAAGUAUAAUCUAAUCUACACAUUGUUUAGAGCAAACAGGAAAGGCAGAAAACAGAAGUUGGAAUGCCUUUUAAUAUCAUCUUGAAUGAAAUUCUCACAAUACAGCAACCUUUAUGUUAUGUACAUUUGCUUAAAUACAAACAUAAGAAGAGCCCUGCUGGAUUACACCAAAGGCCCUUCUGGUACAGCAUCCUGUUCUCCCAAUAGCCAAACUAGAAGCCUAUGAAAAGCCCCUAAGCAGGACCUGAAUGCAACAGCUCUUUCCCCACUUAAGAAUCCCAGCAACUGGCAUUCAGAGGCAUAUUGCCUCCAAUAGCGGUGGAAGACUAUAGGAGCCAUUGAUUGUCUUAUCUGCCAUGAAUUUGUCUAAUCCUCUUUUAAAGUGAUCCAGAUUUGUGGCCAUCAUAGUUUAACUGUGAAGUAAGUUUAAUAAUAACAAUAAUUAAUCGUAUUUUUUAUAUCCCUGCCCAUCUGGCUGGGUUUCUCCAGCCACACUGGGCGGCUUCCAGCACAUACUGUAUAAAAACAUAAAACGUCAAACAUUAAAAACUUCCCGAUACAAGGCUCCCUUCAGAUAUCUUCUAAAAGUUGUGUAGUUCUUUAUCUCCUUGACAUCUGAUGGGAGGAUAUUCCACAGGGAGAUCACCGCUGCUGAGAAAGCCCUCCACCUUGUGGGGUCCCCAGUUCCAGGGGUUCCUGGUUUUAUAUGUUUUUAUGUAUACAUGUACAGUGGUACCUUGGGAUAGGAACUUAAUUUGUUCCGGAGGUCCGUUCUUAACCUGAAACUGUUCUUAACCUGAAGCACCAUUUUAGCUAAGGGGCCUCCCGCUGCCGUGGCGCCGCAAGAGCACGAUUUCUGUUCUCAUCCUGAAGCAAAGUUCUUAACCCGAGAUACUAUUUCUGGGUUAGCGGAGUCUGUAACCUGAAGCACCUGUAACCUGAAGCGUAUGUAACCCAAGGUACCACUGUACUGUAGACUGCUGUAACUGAACCUUAGCAUAAGAUGCAAGUUACCUGUAUAUCAACAUCAACAGUGUUCUCCUUUGUCUAUUUUUGGUACAAGACUUCAAUAUCUGAGUAAAAAAGGGGUUGGGGUGAGCUGUGAGUGCGUGGGUCAGGUGUAAAGGGAGAAGGCAUUGGAUAAGUUGAGGGGGGGUUGGCGCAUGGAGCGAGCAGCCCCAUCUAUAAUAUCACCAUCCAUUUUUCCUAGGGAUUCACGCAGGAGGCAUCCAGAAAACAGUGACUUUAUUUUCCCCGCCAACUUCCCUAAGAAGGCAGAGUUACAUGGUACCAAAAUGACUGCAUAAGCCAGCUCCUUAGAUUACACCUCCAGUUCCUUCCCUCCCUAGUACUUCAGAGCUCCUGCUUCUUAUUUUCUUACAUUUACCUUGGCUCCUUGUUCCUUUUUUUACUUUCUCUUUAUGAAUUUGGUCAGUUUUCUUUCUCCUCUCUCUUAUUCUCCCCCCAGGGUUUUUCCUAUGGGGGGAAGGGGAAGUGAGCUCUUAGAAGAGACAACCCAUGUCCUGGCUAACAAAAGAAAAAAGGCCAGCUAUCACUCCCUCAGAUCUACUUGCCACCAAGCCACCUGCAGUAGAAGAAGCUAGUACCUUUCUCUGGAGCACUUACAGCCACAAUUCUGAUUUCUAACCUGGCUUUUCCAGUGCUGUCUAGGCUAAGGUGCCUAUUGAUGAGGGAGAGUGCUGGGGAGCAAUGGAGUUUGGCUGGGAUUUUAGCCAGCCCGUUAAGUCUUUUGAUGCUUUCCCUCUAGGCUGGGAUAAGUUUCAGUGUUUCUUCUAUCAGCUAAAGCUUUGCCGGGGUAGCAGUUUUUGGCAGGAAAAUGGCAGCCACUUAAAAUUAGGUUUUAUGCAUGAAACCUCCACUCCACCAUCUUAGAUAGAGAAUUUGAUAGCCCUCCUUUCAUCUGGCCAGUAGAGGGCAGAAUCCCUCCCCCUUCAACCUAGACCUUCUGGACUUGGUGUGCUUUUACAAACUGGCCACUUGGCUCCCACUCAUUUGACAACCUCCCUCAUCCAGGCAAUGGUGCUCCUUCAUUCCCUCCUAAAGGCCUGACUAGCUCUUCUCAGCUCAGCAGCUUCUUACUCAAUAAUGCGGCCCUUUACCAUCACUACUUAGGCCUGGCUAGCACGUCUGGGUUCAGCAGCCGUCCACCCAACACAGCCUUUUUCUUCUUCUAGUCUGGCUGUUAGGAUCAAAGGCUUAUUAAGGGUCCAUCUCCAGAUAUGCCUCACUCUCCCCUUGUACAACUGCUCAGAGAUAUUAUUGAGGCUUACAUCAAUCAGCAUUUUGCUGUAGCCCUACAUCCAUCUUGCUCUGGGAAAAGGGACAAAUUUUAAGUCACCAUACCUCAAAUUUGUUUGCUUCCCCUUCCAAGGAUUUAAGCCAUUCUGAAAAGACUUUAAAAGUCUAAAAAGACUUUUUUGCAUGGCUACAGUCGUAAGAAAUUGAACAAAUAUCUGCCUUGCAUUUUUUGGUGUUCCUCAGAGGAAUCAUUGGAGGUCUUGUCUGACCUGCAAACUCUUCAGGACAGCUGGUGGCUAAACAUGCUAGGAGGGGUCCUGGAUCCUGUAUUUCCCCUGGGUUAGUGUCACUUCUUCAUCAUAGGACCUCUCCCCAGGGCAACCACCCCUCUGAUCUCUCCCUGAUUUGGCUUAGCUUAGGUAAGUAAUACUGUUUUCUGGGUGCCUCCUGGAUGCAUCGCUGGGAACAGAAUGUUGGUCACUUUCCAGUUCUUUCAUGGGGUGUGCAGGAGGCAUCCAGACGCACCCUUUGUCAGGUGACUGAGUAUGGGCCUGGGCUCCAGCAUCUAAUUUGUGCCAUGUCUAUUUGGAGGGGUUACUUUUUACUUUUCUUUUCUAGGCUCUCUUUAUUUUGCUCACAAGUGCUUCUCUGAUGGCUCUUUCUCCAACUCGAAUAUGGUUGAAACUGGAGAUGGAGUCUUAGGAGUUGAAUGAUGCAAUCGUUUUGGUAUCAUGUGACCCCACCUGUCCUAGGGCAGCGGGUAGUAUUAAUCCACAGUUUACUGGAUUCCCCCUGCAUGCCCCCAGAAAGAAUGUUCAUGGUAAGUGACCAACAUUCCAUUCUAUGCAUCAUGUAGAUUACUUGGCAUAGAUGCAUGCCAAGUUUCUACGGUGAUAAAUGCACACCAGAACUUUCUGAAAUGGCACUUUUAACCCUCUGUCAACAAGUGGAAAUCAAAUGUACUCUGAUAAAACUGGGGGGAAAUGUAAUUUUUUUUGGUCAGUUUUCCACAAUUCCAUGUUCAAGUCAGUUCUCAACUAUGUCAAUGUGCGAAUUGCCAUGUGGUGUUCCAGGUCUCCUCUCCUUAAUUUAAUUAAAAAUAAAUGUUUUUACUUUCAGUGCCAAGUCUACUCCUGUUAGAAUGACAGGGUUUUUUUUUUAAGCACUUAAGAUGCUUGGAAGUGACCACAAAGUGGAAAAACAGUAUUAUUUUUCCAUAAUCAACUAAUCAGUCACUUCUGUUAACAUCACCACAAAAAGUAUCAGGGGUCAGAAGUGCUCCUCAUUUUUUGCAAAAAUUAUUUAUCACCCUGAUUUUUAAAAAUAUUUUUCCAGUUAGAACCUUGUCUGUGAAUCUUGGUGCCCACCCCACAUCGUAGUUAUCAUUUUUGUGCAAAACUUACAGAUCUGGCUUUGGGGGCUACUGCAACCCCAAUGGCAUCUGCAAAUCUUUGUAAGAAACCAGCGCACUCACCUCAAUUGGUGGUAAGACUUAAUGGCAACUCCCAGUCAAAGACCUGUGCCUGGAAUAUGAAUGAACUCUGAAUAUGCAUAUCCUGCCCCAUCUGAAUGCCCUAUGUGCAGAAUAAUAUUUCUCACUGAAGACCAUCUCCUUAUCUAGCAUGUAAGAAAACAUUCAGGCAGACUCUGCUCUCAUGGAGCUUUGUAUGUAAAUUGGGGCUCUGCAGAGCUUCAGAUUAUGCCCUCUAAAGUUUAACUGGGGCAUACAGUUAUAUAAUUCUCUAUUCAGGAGUGGGAAAGAGAAGAAAAUCAAUACAACCUAGCCAGAGUUAAACAUAUUUAAGCCACACUGAUUUAAGUGUAUGAAAAUAAAAUGGGAGCUAAAAGUACUUAAAAAUGUGUUCGUUUUUGUACCAUAUUUUUGAAUUGACAGAUAGGGAAUUGCAGUUACUGACUAUUAGGUGCAUAUUUUACAUCUAGGAAGAUGAUAUGGGGAAGAAGAGUGCUAAUGGAAUUUAGUUUACAAUUUGAAAUGUAAUUCAUCAGUUUCUAAUAUAUUGCAUAUUAGGGAAAAUGAAGAAAUUUAACCUUUUUGGCUUUCAGCUGCAAAAUGAAUGGGAAUCAUCUCACUCUGAAACCGAACUCCUCAAAAAACAACUCACUAAUGAAAGAAUUUCAAUUAAAAACCUAGAAACAUUGUUAGCAUCCAACCGUGAAAAGGAAUAUCAAUCUCAGAUGAUAAGCCAAGAAAAAGAUUCUGAAAUUCAGCUUCUUAAAGAGCAGCUUUCGCUGGCUGAAAACAAGAUGUAAGUUAGUAACUGGUAGAAACAACACAGUUCUUCUAGAUUUGAAACCACUAUAUUAAUUUUUGUUAGUAUGCCCAUCUUUCUACUAAGUGGGAAAGAUUCUUUGGUGAUAAAGAAAGAGAGCACUGAUAGGGAGUAGUAGCCACCUGCACAAGGAAUUCUUGGAAAAGAAGGCAGCCUGAAAAAUGGAAGAAAAUUAUUUUUGUGAUUGGAGCAGGUUGCAAGUUAUAAAAUUUCCCUUCCCUCCCAAAUCCUGGACUAAUCAUGAUUCUACCCCCAUUGCCCUGUGAAAGUAACUGCUGUUUGUGUGAUUAGGAAAUCGGCACAGAAAGUGUUACAAACAUUUGUGCAUGCUUUUUGUUUAUAUGUCUAGGUGUGGAUAUAUUUCUGUUCAGUGUCGUUUGAAAUUUUAAGCACUGAAUAUAUUCAAUUCCUUUUGAGAGCCGAAAUAUCCCAUAAUUUUUUUGGUUUUGUUUUUACCCUUCUCCAACUUGUUUUUUAUACUGAAUACACUGAAAGCUAUUCUUGAAAAGCUAAUUGUAUUGGGGUUUAUGGUCAAACAUGAGAGCGAAUCCAUUUAAAUCAUUGAGACUUGGUUAUGAUUACUCUGUGGGUCUACUUUAUACUUGUUUAAGUCUGAAUUCAACCCAUUGUUUAUUUUACAGUAUUUGAAUAAUUGCAUCCAUUCAGUUCAAAUGAUGCUUUUGUCUGUUAUAGUGCUACCCAGAGUCGAGAUUUUUCACAGCUCAAAAAUACAAUAACUCAAUUGGAGUCUGAGUUAGAUAUCACCAAAAGGCAGCUGGGUACAGAACGCUUUGAAAGGCAAGUGUAUGAUCACAUAUUUAGUCUUCUGUUAUUUUUCCAAAUAAGAUCACAUGCAAUCAUGCUAAUUUAAAAAGAGCCAUGUACAUAUUUUCUAAAAGCAUCUUAGCAAUAAUCUUAUAUUCACUGGAACUAAAGCUGUAAUUAAAAGCAUAUUUAUUAGGGAGCCUAGGGCUUGCCAAUCGGAAGGUCAGCGGUUCGAAUCCCUGCAACAGGGUGAGCUCCCGUUGCUCGAUCCCAGCUCCUGCCAACCUAGCAGUUCGAAAGCACAUGAAAGUGCAAGUAGAUAAAUAGGUACUAUUCUGGCGGGAAGGUAAACAGCGUUUCCGUGCGUUGCUUUGGUUUCGCCAGAAGCGGCUUAGUCAUGCUGGCCACAUGACCCGGAAAAACUGCGGACAAACGUUGGCUCCCUCGGCCAGUAAAGCGAGAUGAGCGCCGCAACCCCGGAGUCGUUCACUACUGGACUUAACUGUCAGGGGUCCUUUAACCUUACCUGCGGUCCCUUUAAUGGCCUACUGCACUGUGUUCCAGAAUAAGCUUGCAGCAAACAUAUGUAUCGUUUUGCAUUUUAAAAUGUCCACUGACUUAAAUCACCUCAAUGCAGGAAAUGUGAUAGAUGCAAAGUGGACAAAAAAAUCCUAAAGUUUGGCCAACUAACAUUUCCUUCCUAAUCCUGGAACAGAUGAAGCUCUCUACAUCAUCAGAUUGAGGAGUGAUAGGAUGGCAGCUUGUCUGCAUUGCCAGCCAGUGCUAAAUCCUUCCCAUUCACCUCUUGAGUGAACAUGCCUAGACCUGCAUGUAGGCCCACUUGAACAGAGCUUCAGUUUGCCAGUGUGGUGAAAGGUUACCCAAAUGGACAAUUAGAGAAGAUGAGGUGAUAUUUGAGGACAGACCACAACUCAGCGGUAGAGCAUGUGUUUGAAUGUAGAAGGUCCUAGAGAACGCAGAGAGCCACUGCCAGAGUAGACAGUACAAAGCUAGAUGGACAGAAUAAUUUUAACUGAUAUAAAGUAGUUUUCUAUUUUUCUACACAGGUGGCAACCAUUUUAGGCGUGUCCAAUUGAUGUGCAAUUGCUAGAGCACGGGUCCUUUUGGACCCAGAAGAGGGCAUAACAGAGGCAGGGGCACCUAUGCGCACUCCGUCGAUGCACACGGAGGCUGGGAACGGAACCCCGGUACAAAAUGGUCGCCAUCUGUACUUUUACACCCAAAGCCUGUGCUGGCCUUCCUCCUGGCUUUGUGGAACGAUCUGUCUCAUUCCCCAUCUUUCAGCGUUAUAGUCUGUCUGAAGAACAAUCUUGGUGAGAAUCUUCACCUUUUAGCUUGUUGUAUUUACCCCAUCUUCAGAUAAAUUACCCUUUUGUUUUAGAGAGCGUGCUUGCCAAGAGCUUCGCCGCCAGAGUCUGGGAGCUCCAUACCAAUUAACUUCUACAAUAAGGACAUCAUCACCUGAACGUUCUCGGCACCGGUCUUCUGACAAGUCUCUGGACAGAUCUUCGGAAUGGUGAGAACAUUACUUCACUUAGUAGUGAUAUGAGAUCUUAGCUCUGAAAUAAUGCGCUUUUUAUUCUGUUUAUAUGUCCUGCACAGUUGUAGAGUUCAGGAACAAAUUUGUUUGGGCAUCAAUAUAAAGUCUUUUCUCCUCACUCAUAAGAUAAUGAUUGUAUUCCCAUGAACAAAGGCCACACACACCCCAGAAACCAUGCUCUUGUUCAUUAUAGAUGUUUCAAAGAAGUGUUUAGAAGUAAAAUGGGAAUGAGUGAUACUUCCUCACUCUUGACUUCCAGAUCACCCGAGGGUGGAGAUGCUAACUUUUCCUGUGGGGAGAUAAGUAUUCUGUUUUUCCCAAGUUCUGUACUGUCAUCACUGAUGUUUUCAGACAGUAACUGUUACUGAUUUGUAGAUCACCCUUGCUAUGCCUACAUUCAUUCUUGAACCUUUGCUUCCAGGAUGAUUGAGCAUGACUACCGUUGCCCCUUUCCUUAGUUCAUGAUGUGUUGGUUGUUAAGCAUGCAAUAGGCCCGAGAUGAGGAGUAGUGUAAUGGUUGUUGAUAUCAUCAAGGCACUGAUGCCUCGUUACACCUGGGAAAGGUCAUUUUCUUUCCCUGUGCAGUUCAUAAGGGGUAAAAGCAUUUGCAGUGUUCCCUACUAUGUGAAACAUUGGAGGUUCCCCCAAAAGUCUUCUCCCUUCCCCUCCUCCUCAGUUUUUUGACAGUAUCUUUCCCAUUCAUAUCAACUAGUCAGCUCAAGAGAGGAAGGCAGAUGGAUGAACUCGCAGAUGUGUGCGACAUUAGUACGGAAGAUACCCUAGAAGAUAAAAUCUGUUUGAAAUGUCUUUCUUUGGGGAUACAGCAUUAUACAUAUGAAUAAAAGUGUUUAUACAAUCUAAAGUGCACAUGGUUUCAAUCCUUCAUUUUUCACUAACAAGUCUCCCCACCGGUGUAAUUUCGGUGGACAUGAAUCCAAGCCACCUCUACUUUAAUCACAUUGUCUUACACAGCUUAUUUAAUUUUACUCUGUAAAAUUAAUCACCUCUACUGUUCUUUUGUGGGUCAUAUGAUGGCUACAGGGAAAAACAAGUCCAUGUAAACUGCACAGCCUGUGUAGAACUGACUAUGUAAACUUCAUCCUCAAGUUAGUAGGGAUCAGUGUAUAAUAGCCAGUUGCCAUGGUAGCCUUUUGAGCAGUUGAGAUUGGCUGUCAGUGCCAAAGCUUCCUUAUCACAUUUGUGCACAGAAUUCCUGUUAAUGUAUUUUCACAUUAGAUGUCUAUGUUUAAAUAAAAGCAGCACUGUGCUCUUAUAGAAUAUUUAACAAGAUGCCUCACUGUUCCUACUCUGUACCUAACCUUUAGCAGAAAAAUUGUCUGUGCACAUACUAUAGGCCAGGGUAAGGGGUUACCUUACCAGCUGAGUAGAGUUGGUUCUCUUUAACAUACCAUACUAAAGUUAAAAGCACGGUGUUGCAACGUCCUUAGUAUGGAAAAGAGGCAGGAGUUAUGAAGAACUGCAGGGGAAAAAAGGCCAUUUUAGAAUUUGUAUAAAACCAGAAAUAUAUACAGUAGCAUUAACUCCAUUCAUAUUACCGUAUUUUUUGCCCUAUAGGAUGCACUUUUUCCCCUCCAAAAAUGAAGGGGAAAUCUGGAUGUGUCCUAUGGGGCGAAUGCAGGCUUUCGCUGAACCCUGGAGAGCGAGUGGGGUCGGUGCCCACCCACCCCACUCGCUCUCCAGGCUUCAGGAAGACAUCCGCAGCCUAGGCAGCCCUGUGGGAGUUCCCGCAGGGCUGUCUAGGCUGCGGAUAGCAGCCUGCUUCCCGGAGCGCCGGGCACGCUGAAAGCAGAGCGCCCAGCGCUUCGGGAACACAUCCACAGCCUAGGCAGCCCUGCGGGAGGUCCCGCAGGGCUGCUCUAGGCUGUGGAUAGCAUCCUGCCACCCGGCGCGAGGGGCGCCCUGAAGCAGAGUUCCCCUCGCACCGGGCAGACAUACGAAGCGUGGGGAGCCCAGCAGGAGUUCCCCACAGGGCUCCCCAUGCUGCGGAUAGCAGCCUGCCGCCCGGCACGAGGGGCGCCCUGAAACAGAGCGCCCCUCGCGCCGGGCAGACAUCCGCAGCGUGGGGAGCCCUGCAGGAGUUCCCCGCUGGGCUCCCCACGCUGCGGAUAGCAGCCUGACGCCCGGCGCGAGGGCGCCCUGAAGCAGAGCGCCCUCGCGCCGGGCAGACAUCGGCCAGCCCCACGAGCUCAGGGGACAGCAGGGAGGCGCAGCGCCGCCAUCCCGCUGUUCCUCGACCUGGUUCAGUUUCCCCGACCUGGUUUUGGGGGGGAAAUAAAGGAAAAAAACUAGGUGCGUCCUAUGGGAUGGUGCGUCCUAUGGGACGAAAAAUACGGUAUAUAUAAAGCAGGAGAUGGGGGUCUUAACACACCAGUAAAUUUCUUGGGAGUGAGGAACUCAACAUUCCUCCAUAGGGUUCCUCACACUUCACUAACUAUCCCAGACACUUUUCUGUUGGUCCUGAUACUGAAAGUGAGUCAGGAACACAGAAAAGUGGCUGGAGUAACAGUUUACUUGAAUGAUUAUCUUACCCUAUAUGUGCCCACUCGAAUGUUUCAUAUUUUAUAUUGAAUAUUUUGAAUCAUUUUAUGUAAACUGUUUAAAGGUUGGUAAAUUAAACAGUAUAUAAAUAUUGUUAAAUAUACAUUUGGGUUUGUGGGGAUUGUUUUGUCAGAGCUUAUUUUGAUGAUAAGUGAAGGACCAGGCUGAGAACUACAAUAGACGAAAAGUUCUUGUGAGAUAAUUUAAACAAAUGAAGAAGUGAGCAAUGAAUGAGGCUAGGUUUUGUAAGGGAAUUGAGUUAUAAAUGCAUGGUGAUUUUUAGCAUGAUUGUUUUUUUAAAAUAGUUUAUUAAGGGCCUUAUAAUUGAAACCAAGGAAAAUAACUUACAGAUAUUACUUGAUUUGAGGGGCAACUGCCAUUACGUACUGGAUAAUGUUAAACACCACAAUUUUCCAUCUUUUAUAGGGAUUCUAUUUUGAAGAACUUCUAACUGAAGAAGAUAAUGAAAAAAAAGUCUGAUAUCUAUUAUAGAAAUGCAAAUUCCAAAUUGAACUCAGGGUUUGCUAAAACGAUUGUUUUAAUCCAAUUGAUGGUGGAUAAGGUUCAAAAUACUUCUUAAAAGAAGGAGUGUGCACGCACAAAUAUUUUAUUUUAGCCACUGGAAUAUAAGUUUUAAUAUGCUGUUUUAUGCAACCAAUAUCCACUCUUAGUACAUGAAACUGAAAAGAAAUGUGAAGAUGACUUCAGCUGCGUGCUGUCAAAGAAACAUUAUUAAUGAACCUAUCAAUGUAAAGAUGAAAACAGAAAACAGUUUAUCCUUUCUUUUAUCUGUUGUAGCUUGAUUGUAUGCCGGCUAUGUUAUGAAACAUUUUUACUUCAGGAGGAAAGACAUUUUAAAGAUGAAUUAUAUUUAAUAUAUGUGGUUUAAUUUUGAAUACAAAUCUGAUGUUAAAUUAAUUAGUGGCUUGGAUCCUAACUUCCAUUCUGUGAACAGCAUUCACAUUCACUGAACAGAGCUCUACAACCUCCUUACAGAAAAUCUGGUUCUGGAGAUUGCGGGACCCUUAGGAAAUGGGUCAGAUAUAGUAUGGCAGGGCUGCAGAUGGAGGGGGAGUUUAUGGAAAUCACACUCAUCCCUUGUGUGAAGAGAAAAGUAACUUAGGAUUCAGUCCAAAGUAUCAAGAAGCAAUUUGUUUUUAAAGUUAAACAAACAACCAACAGUCUACUUAUAGAAAUAAUAGUGUCAGCUCCUAUUUCAUAUAUAUCCAUUAACAGCGAUGUGCUGGCUCUGCAGCUAUAUAACCCAUUCUAAGCAUUAAGUAUUUUGAGGAGACAGCAGGUCUUCAUCAGGCUGUAACUGGGUAACCUGUUUAAAUUCUGAAUAAUGUCACAGUGUCUAAGAAAGUGUAUUUGUAAUGGCCAUUAAAUAUAUAAUUUGUAAAUAAUAAAAACCCCAUUAACACUUGUUUUAAUUUGCAGUUGACAAAAAUGCAUACUGACAAUAACACAUAUUCAGCUAUGAAAAUUACAUUAUUUAAAGUACAGACAUUGUAAAUGUUAUUUAACACUAUAAAACAUUCAUUUAAUAAGAAUUGUUCCAAUUUUUCCUUAUUAGAAGCCACUUGUUUUAUUAUAAUGAAACACAAUUCCUUAUUCAGUGCAUCUGAAAAAGAUAGUUUUCAGUAGUCCUUUCUUUUGUAUAUUAAGCCAAUUUCUAAUUAUGUUUCAUCUAAGUGCUUGCUUGUUUUUUGAGAUGAUGGACAUAAAAUGAUUAAGCCCUUUACAGUAUUGUUUCCAUCUCCAAAAGCUUUACAGAACUUUAAAUCCUAAAAAUGUAUUGAAACCUCCCUCACCCCAUCCUUUUAAAGCUACAUAUGCAAGUAUGUGUAACAAGAUGGAUUUAUAAACUUUAUAUAGAAAUAUAUUAAUUCUGAAAAACUUCCCCAGCAGCUUUAUUAUUCAACACAUUUCAUUCCUUCCUACCAGUUACGACUCAGGGGAAAGUCAAAUUUUAAUUUUAAUUGUAAAAUGUUCCUUGCAAGCACAUAACAAAGAAAAAUUAAAGCUGGUGUUUAUAGAAUUGUAAGGGCAUGCCCAAAGAUUCCAGUUUGACCCCUCAAUUCAAAAACCUAUCUUUGUAGUACCACUUAAGCAACAAAAUUGCUUUAUCAUAGUGCUUUUGAGAUUCCUUCUGACUUUACUAAAAUAUUACCUUUCUAGACCCUAUAGGUUUCCUGCUUCUGUGCAACUAAUCUUACUUUGUAAUAUGUGAAACUGAAUCCUUGUUCUAAAAUUGUCAUCACUUUAAAGGGGAAAGGAAAAGGAAGAGCCAAAAGAUAUCAAAUAACUCCUUUCUAGAGAGGUAACAAUUCUCACUCUUCUUAUAAUCCUUUGGGUGAAGAACCAGUGAACUGAGAAUUCAUCAUUCCUUGCUAAUCUUAGUGAUGAUGUUUUCAUUUAUCAGUCUUCUCGCAAUCCAAAAAGGAAACAGAUGUGUCGUUGUAUUCAAAUCAGUGCUGAACCAAUGGUUUCCUCCACUUCUGUUAUUCUGAGCAUUAUAUUACUUGCCUUUGCUUAAUUCUCUGACUGUUGUAAGAAUGACAUUUAUUCUAUAAGAUAAAUUCAUAAAAUUUGGACACUGUUUGUAACAGACUUCAUUGUAUAUACCUGUGCAAAUGAAUGCGUGAAUCAAACCUAAGGUAAGAUUCUUUGUUAUCAAAACUUCUCUCACCACUUUUUUUAUCAGCAUAAAGGUGCCAGGUUUGACACUAAAUAUGGGGAAAAAACCUUUUUCUAAGAGUCAAUAUUUACAAGGCAGAAUAUAUAAAGGUCAAUAUGAGCAACUUGCAAGUAUAUGUAUGACCAAGGUGUUAAUUGCUAUAAUCCCCUCCCCACAAACUAACUUCUCCCAAUACUUCUUUGGCACUGAAAGAAGUGAAUCAGAUAGCAUGUGUGUGCAUACAAGAAAACUUGAUUUCUGUAUAACUCUGUUUUUAUUUAGUGUAAUUACAUUGGCAUUUAAGUGCAACUAGUUCCCCCCCUCAAACAGGUAGAAAAGUUUGCUGAUCAGUAUGGCAUGAUGACAACUACAUUGUCUUUGGAGUCUUCCUAUGAAAUAAUAAAUUCAAUGUAAUACUGGCCUGGUUCACACAUAACAGGAAACCAUGGUUUCUUACCAUAUGAACAAGCUGCAGUAAGCCUUGGACUUAAGUGCUACUCCUCUCUCAAUAUAUUUUCAGAUUCUGAUUUGUUCUCACUGACAAGUUUAAACACUUACCCAGCUUUGGACAAAACGAGGCUAGAGAAGCUGCACAAUUCUAUGGGAUAACUCAUGGUUAAUUCAGUAUUACGUGUAAAUCAGACCAUGGGUCUUUUUCUGCAGGUUUACAAUUCCCUGGUUUCUUUUAAAACAAAUAAAUAAAUUGUACAACUCCCCA